Messenger RNA from Saccostrea echinata, 4084 nucleotides. Its product is annotated as zinc finger CCHC domain-containing protein 2-like. The transcript is spliced from 14 exons. The coding region runs from base 88 to 2898 and encodes 936 amino acids. The record is from RefSeq and is a predicted model, not a curated record. Lineage: Eukaryota; Metazoa; Mollusca; Bivalvia; Ostreida; Ostreidae. Gene Ontology annotation, molecular function: zinc ion binding; nucleic acid binding; phosphatidylinositol binding.
AUUCGAUUGGCCAAUGGAAAAUGCCCGGAUGACUUUAUAUCCAUGUUUUUAGAGAAGAAGUGCUAUGGAGAAUGUUUCUAGGUCCUGAUGUUUAUUGACGAUUGCAUUUUUCCACAGGGAAAAGUGUACUCUGUUCCUUAUAACAUGGUUGGUAAAGACCUGGAUGAGUUAUACUUAGAAUUUGGGACACUGAGCCCUCACCAAAGAAUAGACAUAGUAUGUGGAAUGCUUGAAAUGUGUUUAGGCCCCGAGCUUCGAUUUAUCGGCUCUGUGGUCGAAGAUUUGUGUAAAAAAGACUAUAUAUAUCUCAGAGAACAGGAAAAUAAAGCAAACAAACCAGAAGAAUUAGAAUCCUUAAAACAGAAUUCGACAGAUAUAAGGAAUUUACAGCAUGCAAUGGCGAUGAAUCUGGCCUUGCUUCACACAGACAACACACACUGUGCCAGUAUAGUUUUUGAUAUCUUGGAAAAUAAUCUAAAACGAGCUUUCUCAGUAACGCCGUCAACCGAAAAAGACAGCGUUGAUAUAAUCCUGCUGGUGUUGUCAAUGGCUGUGAGGCACCCAGCAUUCUCAUUUCAUCAAAGAACCAAGUUGUGUAAUUAUUAUGUAUGUGUUAAACAGCAGUUGGAAAGUGUGUUGUGCAAGGUUGAUCAUGAAUCACGUCCAGAAAACCCAUCUGAGCCGAGAGGCAAGCAGGAAGCAGAUCAUAUAUGCAAUCUGGAUGUGGUUAAGGCAGACAAGAGUCAUAGACAUGAAAGAAGGAGAGAGUAUAGAAUACAAGUAACAUGGCAAGACAAUAAAAAAACAGAGGUGCUUAAAACCUAUCAGGACUUCAAAGAAUUUCAUUCGAAGCUGGUGAAGCAGUUUCCAGAGGAAGCUAAUUUACCUAAACAGGACAGAAAGUUGCCAUUUUUCUCAGGAAGCCCAGGUACCGGUGUAUCUAAGGAAGAUGAGCAGACCAUAGCACAAUACACAAAACUUCUACUUCAGAUGCCAAAGACUAUCUUAAGUAGUGAACUGGUAGUGAAUUUUUUCAAAGGAGAUGGUGUUCCAAAGUCUCUGACAGCAAAGUCAUCUACCCCAGUGAAUAAUAUCCCCGUCUCAAGUGAAUCUGAUGUGAUACCAUACCAAUCUGCCCAAGUCUUCAACACCCAUAGCCAUAGCCCUCCUGCAACACAGCCAAUGGAAACUUUGGCUCCGUAUCCUAGUAAUUACAUUAUUACUCAGAGACCUCCCCCUGUGUCGCCCAGUCAUUCCCCACAGCUUAUCAGCCGCUCCCCCCUGUCUGACAGUCGCUCAAACUCCCCCGAAGAACAGGAAGUAACGAGUCUGAUGAAUAAAGUCAACAUCAGUCAGAACUGCAGUGAGAAAGCUCCACCCAUAAAGAAUUGGAGCUGUGAAGAAACUGAGUCCUUAUCAUUGACACCAGAACAGGCAGCUAAAAUCCGGGCAAAUCUGGCAUUAAACAAAGACAAAGUUAACAAUGGUUAUAUUGAUCACUUAGUGGUCACCUCUGGUGGUCAGCAGAUACCACCAGGGUGGAAUCCAACCAUGAUCCAGCCACCAUUCCAAGGGAUGCCCCACCACCCAGUACAUGUACUGGCCCCUCAUCAGUAUGUACUCCCAGCUAGUCAGACCUCGACACGUGACAGCUCCCCCACUGGGUCUGACUACUCCAGCCCUCUACCCAGUCCACUACUGAAAAAGAAAACUCUGACCACUAAAGAGACAGACAGCUCCUCAGAGGACAACGAGAAAGAGAAGAGUCAUAGAAAUGGUUCUCCACAUGUUCGUAAACUUAACAAGACGGCAUCAGGAGAUGGAUAUUAUCAGGAUGGAUAUGAUGUUGGAGGACUGGCCACACUCACUGGAGGGGGUUAUCAGUCAGAUCCCUCCCCCUCAGGAUACUACCCUGUGAUAAACAUGCCUCCACGCACCCUCAAGGCCCAGCCAGCACAUACUAGCAAAACGAUCCCACCGAAUAAUAUCAUUAGCAUGCCAUUGGACAGUCUUUAUGGAAAAAGAGGCCAAGUUAUUCCACUGGGAAUGGCACCUCCCAUUCCAAGAACAGAGGCCCCCACAAUAACUUCUACAUCAAAUGUUACCUCAGUGACUAGUAAUCUUGACAAUAUAGGGAAACCACGCAUCAGUGUUUAUUCAUAUCCACAACUGCGUCCUGUGGCUGCCCCGCGAACAUUUGUGUGCUCGGUGACUAAUUCCACCUCAGUGACCAUGUCUAACAGCAUCACCUCUCCCAUGGCUAUCAACGGAUUAAAGUCACAGAUGACCCACUCAUUCUCGGAGUCCUCCAUCAACAAUCCCCAUGCCCUAGAACAAACCAUACCCCCCUUGCCUACACAGCCCCAGAGCACUCCAACAUCCACCCCAAAUAUGCAGCUUCCACCAUCAUCAACUCAUUCGACCUGCUCCAACUGUGGGUGCCCAGGCCACUCAGGAAACCCAUCAUAUCCUUAUGCUCACUUCAUACCUAGUCACAUGUUCCAUGGUCAGCAUUUGUGGCCGUUAUCAGCACUUCCCAUGACACCAUCAUCAAAUGGACUUAUCUCCCCUCAUUUCAUUCCACCUGCGUAUCACCACUUCCAGCACUUUCCGAAUCUGAAUGGUCUGACACCUCAGGAGUACCUGUUGAACAACCACCAUCAAAAUUUUGUUCACAACCCAGGUCCACCCCUGUCUGGCCCUACCAAUAAUGUUCCAGGACCAAUCAUCAACCAGGGCCUACAGAGGAGUAACAGUAUUAAAGAGCGGAAGGAGAAACCUCGGGUAGUCACGUGCUACAAUUGUGGAUCUCAUGAUCAUAUAGGCAAUGACUGUAGUGAGAGCUCUAUGGAAUCUAUAUUGGGUCAUUAUCACUUGAAUUAUGAACCAAAAGAGUGACCACAAGAAGUGAACUGUUGAAACCAAUUUUAUUGCCAUUUCCUGAGGCAGCCUCUUAACACUGAAGAGCGACAGCAUGGCGUUUCACUUCAAUAAACAUUGUCAAGCACCGUCACUGACAGGGAUUUCUCUGCACUACAGGAGAGAUGUUUUCCCUUACAGCACCAGAACAAUGAACAGUUCUAGCCUGCACGAUUGCUUUCUGACAUACCUAUCUGUGAGUGUAGAUGUGUCUAUAUAAAUAUCUGUCUCAUCAAAGAAUGAGGAAGAGUAUCAACAAAUGUUGAGGAAUGGCUCAUAGUCAAAACCCAGGAUGACACUUGGUGCACAUAUAAAGCUGAAAUGAAGAUUAAGAAGCAUUAGGUUUAUUUUACUAAGAUAUUGCCUUUGAAUGAGUUAUUUUUUGCCCUUGAGAAACAUAAGAUUCAGGUGAAAUAACAUUUUGUUUCCAAGCUAACAGCCUACAUGGUGAGGAACUGUUAACUCUGGUUGUUGUUUCACCAGAUUUUAUGAUAUAAAGUAUUUAUUUUCUAAGACACAAGUGAUAAAUUUCAGCUUCAUUGACAAUUCCCAUGCAGCUAUUUCAGAAGUUUCUGAUCUCAUUGGUUUUCAUCUGUGAAGACUCUAAAUAAUACCAGACAAAGCGGACAUCAACUCAGUUACAUAGAAGUGCUGAUUCAUUUUCAUAAGAAAAUAUUGAUAUCAUUACAUGUAGCUUAUUUUUUGAACAGAUAAAUAAUAUGGCUAUUUUUUGUGAAAUACACCUUUAAAAAAUGUUGAAAAUGGACUGAGAAAUUGUUACUGCAACUUUAAUUAGGAAUCAGUGAAAUCACAAUCUGUACAUAAAAUUGUGUCAUUUUAUUCAUAUCAUUGUAUUAAACGGGGUUUUUAUUAUUGAAUAUUGUGUAAACAUAUUGAGACUUUCUACUUGAGUGUAACUAGUUUGUACCUUUUAAAUUUUGAUAGUCAUUCAUACCAUUUUGUGCUUCUGAUAGCAUUUACAGAAUAUUUUUAUGUUGGAUGUUAUAUUUAUGUUUAUAUGUUUGAGUACUGAAAGUGUUUAACUAUAAAGUUCUUCUUAGAGAAAAAAAAAACAAGCUUUUAUGAGUUGAGCAUUUGGCUUUUGUUGUAAUUUUGCAAGCUUUUACUGUUACAUUGUUUGUAUUGUGGGCUCUAUUUCAGGUAU